AUGAACAAAGAUUCUUUUUUUAUUAAUACUAAGAGAUAUAUUUUGGAAGGCGGUGAGGAUAUUCAUAUGGAGAUAGAUACAGAUAUUGAUUUAUUUGAGAUUACCAAAUUCGACUACAGAAAAAUAUUCAAUAAGUAUGGGCAUCAGAAUGUGAGCUAUAGAGAAAUUUUGCACAAAAUAUUUGAAGUUGAGAAUGAAUUGGACUUAGAUAUGGAUCAUGUGAGGUCAUAUUAUAAAGGUCACCCAUAUGAAUGGAAAGAAUUAUUCAUCUUUUUUUGUGUUAUGCCAUUUACUGAAUAUGAAUUUGAAGGAUCUGAUGGAAGUUCACUAAACCCUGAUACCCUACGUAAGGCCAGUCUGAGCCAAGCUACUGACAACAUUCUAAUUCGGACUUUUUCGGAUAUAGAGUUUGAAUCAUUUAAUGAGGAGAUUCCGGAAAGCAGAUUCGCAAAUAACUUGCAAUGUAUUUUGAAAACAGACCUAUUCUCUAAUACGUUUAGCGAGGAUCAAAGAAAAAAAGUAA
Molecule: messenger RNA, 523 nt
Organism: Debaryomyces tyrocola
Lineage: Eukaryota; Fungi; Ascomycota; Pichiomycetes; Serinales; Debaryomycetaceae
Source: the annotation of a GenBank genome assembly